Molecule: messenger RNA, 3804 nt
Organism: Oikopleura dioica
Lineage: Eukaryota; Metazoa; Chordata; Appendicularia; Copelata; Oikopleuridae
Source: the annotation of a GenBank genome assembly
AUGGCAGAUGAAGAUAGUUAUUUUGACGACGACGAUGAUGAUCCACCACCACCAACUAAAUCAACAUACGAUCCCUUCAAUCCAACCGAAGACGGUUCGCAAGCUGCUAAUGAUGACGAAGAUGAAAUAGACCCCCUGGACGCUUUUAUGGCCGAGAACAAUAAAAAAGCAGCGAUCGAUAAGAAAAAUAUCGGCAAAUCUAAGCCCAAGCAAAGAGCAGUUAGAGAAGACAUCGAGAAAAAAGAUUCAGAGGAGCAAUUUUACGACUACAUAAAGGCGAAUCCCAACGCGGGAAAAGCCUUCACACAUGCGGAAGAAGAGGCUGAAGAAGAAAUCGUUUACGACGAGUAUGGAAACGCCACAAAAGUCAAGAAAGAGAUUGACCCUCUACCAGUGAUCUAUCAUUCCGAAAUCAACUAUCCAUCAUUCCAAAAGAACUUCUACAAACCCCACGAAGAUAUUCAAAAUGCGUCAAAGAACCAAAUCAACAAACUUCUCGGAGAACUCGGAAUUAGAAUCGCUGGAUAUCAGCCGCAAAAGCCCGUUUCUUCCUUUGGACACAUGGGAUUUCCUGAUCGGCUGUUGGAGAGGAUACGAAAAGUGGGAUUCACAGAUCCGACUCCGAUUCAGUCCACGGCGAUUCCUCAGAUUUUGGGUGGAAGAGACGUGAUUGGAAUCGCUCAAACUGGAUCUGGUAAAACCGCUGGGUUCGUGUGGCCAAUCAUCUAUCACGUGACAAAGCAAAGACCGCUCAAAUACGGUGAUGGACCCAGAGCGUUGAUAAUGGCUCCGACCAGAGAGCUGUGUCAGCAGCUGUACGCCGAGGUGCGAAAAUUUUCGAAAAACUACGACUCCGUCCGCGUCGGAAUCUGCUUUGGUGGAGGGAACAUGUACGAGCAAGGGAAAGAAUUGAAGAUGGGUGUCGAAAUUCUCGUCGCUACGCCUGGCCGUUUGAUCGAUCAUGUCAAAAAAGGAAACACCGAACUCUCGAAUUGUACCUUGAUUUGCCUGGAUGAGGCUGACCGAAUGCUGGAACUUGGAUUCGAGCCUCAAGUGCGCUCGAUUUGCAACCACGUCCGUCCCGAUCGACAGUGUCUUUUCUUCAGCGCUACUUUCAAGAAGAAAAUUGAAAUGCUCGCAAAUGAUAUUCUCAAUGAUCCGGUGAAGCUCACGCAGGGGCAAAUUGGUCAAGUGAACGAAAAUGUCACGCAGACCUUUAAAAUUCUCGGCCAAGAACAAAAACUCCACUGGUUACUUACCAAUAUCGUUCCGUUAACGGCCGAGGGAUCUUUGCUCGUCUUCGUCACGAGAAAAGCUGAUUGUGUGACAGUCCAUGAAGAAUUGAAGAAAAAUGGCUUCAAGACUGGAGUUAUUCAUGGAGACAUGCAUCAGGCGGAACGAAAUGAUGCAAUCCAAGCAUUCAAGCAGCGGAAACUCGCGACUUUAAUCGCCACAGAUGUCGCUGCCCGUGGUCUUGACAUUUCUCACAUCAAAACUGUAAUCAACUACGACCCUGCUAGAAAUUAUGACACUCAUGUUCACCGGGUUGGUCGAACUGCCCGAGCUGGAAAUACCGGAACGGCUAUUUCUCUGUUUACUCCUCAAGAUACUGAGUACGCAGGCAUCGUUGUCCGGUCAAUUGAGACAACAAAACAGCCUGUUCCUGAUGAGAUGCUCAGACUGGCUAUGCGAGAUCCAGGCUUCAGGAUGACUCGAGGCAAAGAUGGGAAGAACAUUGGAUAUUCAGACAAUGAUCGUGGUGGAUUAGGGUCUGGCAGUGGAAACAAAUUUGUUCCAGAGUUCGUCGAAUAUAGAGCGCCAGCAGGAACAGCAAAGAAUCCAUACCUGGAGCGCCCACCGCCGAAAGAUCCAUCACUUGCCGUUCCACCACAAAAUCGACCGAAGCCGAUGGGUUCGGGCGCAGGAAAUCCACCACAGGGAGUUCAAGGAGUUUCUGGUGUUCUUCAAGGACAAGGAAGCUCCGUCAUGUCCGAUCGAGCGAUUGCGAUGAGAAAAGCGAUGCAAAGUCGUUUCGGGCGAUCAUUUGUGGCUGGGAAAGCGGAUGAAAAGCCGAAAAUUGAAUACACGGAUCCCAGCGUGCGCCCUACUCUUGACCAGCUGUACCAAGAGCAUACUACUGGAAUGCCAGCGGUGGCGCCGGCUUUUCCAAAUCCGCACUAUCAGAUGCCGAUGGGCGAUGCGACACCAGCGCCUCCAGUUUACAACGACUCUGACCAAUUCCAUGGACAAACGGGAGAACGAAGCCCUAAUCGUGCGGAUGAAAAUAUUGCUACAGAGUGCUGGGAUGCAUCCGGCGAUUUUGAACAAGACAUCGGCAUCAUGCCUUGGCACCCAGAAGAUGCCGCAGUUUUACCUUCCCAACAAUGCCGCGUGCUUACCGAUGAAGAUCGAGCAAAAGUCCCUAAUUCUCAAAAUGAAAAGAUCGUCUUCUCACUUCACAUUCCUGUCAAUGGCGAGGUUCUGACCCGCUGGUUUAGCUACAUGCUCGUUCUGGUGUAUCCAGAACUCAAAUCACUUGCGAAACCGAAUGCGACCCAAAUCUGGUUUGAUGCUAAAUUCUAUCACCGAGACAAUCCGAAUGAAAAAUGGUCGCUCAGUCACAAAAAACAUUUCUCAAGAAACUACAAUUGCGAAGAAAUGAAAUUUCCUGGCGGCGUAGACUACGCUUGCCAACCGAUGAAUUUCGUCGAACUGGGCAGUGUUCCUCACAAAUACUAUCUCGUCAACUUCAAGCUUCGUAAAUUCGACGCAGAGGGAAAUCACAUCAACGAAAAAAUCGGCAUCUUCAGCCAUGUCAACAUGCCAGUAAUCUAUCAAAGUCCUGAAUUCACCAAGUUGUGGCUCAGUCUCCAAACCUGCGUUUUCUUCUCUCAGUGGUUCUUUCUCGUUUGGUUUGCCAAUCGAAUUUCGCAGCUGAGAAGGCCAAAGACGCUCAUUGAAAAGUCAAUUCUAGCGCUUGGAAUUUCGAUUCAAAUUGGAAACUUUCCUGUUCAAUGGCUGGCGCUUUUCAUGGAAGCGCCUUGGAUGCUGCUUCUUUCCGACAUUCGACAGGGUCUGGCGUACAUGACUCUCUUUGGCUUCUGGUUGAUUUUCAUGAGUGAGCAUUUGCUCGACAAGCCACAUCGGGACAAUUUGAAGAACUACGCUCUCCAGCUCUGUUUUGUUCUCCUCUGCGGGCUUUCCAUGUUCGUUCUUGAUUGUGUCGAGCGAGGCUGGCAACUGAAAGAUCCUUUCUGGUCGGUUUGGGACACUGUUCACGGGCGAAAUGCAGCUCAUGCCAUGCCCAUUGUUGGAGGAAUCUUCGGCGCGCUUUACUUGGUCAACUUGAGCGUGAUCAUCUUCAGAGUGAGCUACAACUUGUUCAAGCGGCAGCAACACUUUGUCGGAAAACUCCAUGCUGAAGGACUGAUCUUACGUUUCCAGAUCAUCAUUGGAUUCACUUUCUUCUGCGCGAUUGCUUCUCUUAUCGCCUUUUACUACAACGAAGCAACUGAUACGCCUGUUAUCAUCAACAACCAUCAUAUUCAAGUUCAAUCAGCUAUCUACACAGGUCUCUACGUUUUGUGGAAUUUGUAUGUCUUAUCCGUGAUGCUUCUUUACGCUCCGAGCCACAAAUUUGGCUCAAACGCGGAUUUGUCCGAAAUGGCGCCUUUGAAUUCCGAGGUUUCUUCUGUUUCCGGAUCUCGAGUUGACUCCCUCCAGUCAAUUUCCCAUCAAACUUCUACGCGCGACGAUAUGCACUUGCUAGCUACGCUCACUGCUGAUAAAACAACUGCUGACUAA